AUGACACCAAAUAAUACCCGUAUUAUUCACGAGCGAUAUCCUAUACCAAUUAGUGUCGUAUUGGGAUACUUCUCAAUAAUUACACUUUGUAUAACAAGUCUGGCGCUCCCAUUAUCUCCACGGACGCUCAAAUUUGUUAAUAGAAGCAUUAUAUUACCACUUAUUAUACUCGUUUGUGUAUAUAUAUAUCGUACGUGCUGUACGCACAUAGAGGAUUCCCCCGGACACAGAUUCGGUAUGCCUAGCCACGCGAUAGGAUUAACAUUGCGUGCAAUCGACACAUUGCUCUUCUCUGGUGACCCGCACAAGACCUUAUUUAGAACAUCCUCGCCUACGCCUCCAAGGACCUUCACCGAGCGUUUAAAGUAUUCAAUAGCAUUCUGGAGUACAUUUAGAGGCAUAAACUGGAAUUGGGAGUCAAGAAAGACACCAAAAGCUGUCAAUACUACGAAAAUGAACUUCCUCACAGGACACAUGACUAAUAUCAUUUGGAGAUACCUUUUAAUGGAUUCUAUAGAUGCCUUCCUACGGACUGCUGGUUUCUUUACAGUACCACCUCGCUUAAUGGGUGAGAUGUCUCUUGGGACACCUCUACGUCAUCUAGCUGGCUUAGCUCAUGGUGUGCACCUCUGGCAGCUGAUCGAAAUGAGUUAUUCAUCUAUGGUUAUACCUUGCGUAUUACUCAAUUUGAGCUCUACGAAGGAGUGUCCACCGCAGUUUGGUAGCAUUUCACAAGCGACGACAAUCGCGACCUAUUGGUCAACACUCUGGCAUGGCAAUUGGAAGAAACCUUUCGUUGGCGUAUCACUAGGUAUUGUACGAUUUCUUAGAUUACCAACCAUCUUCGGCAUGAUCGUAACUUUCGUCGUUAGUGGUUUGUUUCAUAGUUUACUCACUUUGUCUUUACAUCGUGGUGAUUUUUCUACUGGAGCCGGUAAAGGUGCCCUUAUAUCAUUCUCAAUCCAACCAAUUGGUAUAUUACUUGAAAAAGUUUUCCAAUCUAAAGUAUUACCACUUAUACCGUCGAAUAUCUCACAGUCAAGAGCAUUCAAAUCACUCUCAUAUGUUUGGGUAAUAUUAUGGUUAUCAAAUACAUCGAUUUAUGCAUUUGAUGAAGUGAAUCAAGCAGGAUUAUUCACUAAGCCACUCCUACCAUUCUCACCAAUUAGCUUAGUCUUAAACAAAAUGUAG
Wallemia mellicola CBS 633.66 is the source of this 1191-nucleotide messenger RNA. RefSeq lists its product as hypothetical. The record is from RefSeq and is a predicted model, not a curated record. The transcript has 2 exons. Lineage: Eukaryota; Fungi; Basidiomycota; Wallemiomycetes; Wallemiales; Wallemiaceae. Bases 1 to 1191 code for a protein of 396 amino acids.